GUAUAGGAAAAACAAGGAAGUAGACGGAAUUUCACAUGAAUGAAAACAAACUCGGAGUGGACACGCAGCAGAGCCAUAAAACAUUUAUGGUGUCGAUAAAGAGCAACGAUAAAUGCGGUCCAAGCAGUUUUACAGCUGCUGACAGGUUAUUCCUACAGACAGCCCUCAUGCCAGAAUGAAGGCAGCUAGAAGUACCAUGUUGGCUGCUGGAUUAUCCAACAACAAGGCCAAGUAUUCACGGCUGGCUGCCAGUGAUGAUGGUUAUAUUGAUUUACAGUUCCAGAGAAGUCCACCAAAGAUCCCAUACAAUGCUAUUGCGCUGGCAAUUUUCUUGUUUCUCAUUGGCUCUGUCCUGAUCAUCUUUGGGACUCUUCUCCUGACAGGAACCAUUGAGGUCGAGCAUCCCGACCGUACCAUUCCCCUCAUCAUCAUUGGCGUUCUCGUCUUUCUUCCUGGGUUUUACCAUCUGAGGAUCGCCUGCUACGCCGCGAAGGGUUGCAGAGGAUACUCCUACGACGACAUCCCAGACUUUGGAGACUGAGCUGAGCCUCCAGCUGUAACCAGGAUCAUGACCCACCCCUCCUUCAAACUUUAGCUGCUUCACUUUACGAUUAGAAGUAGCAAAACUCACAUCAACACUCAGCCAUGGAAACUUGUUAGCCUUCAUAUUAAUGCUUUAAUUUACUACAUGACUGAUUAUCUGUAUGCUGCUUGCACAGCAGUUUUAAUUACUAUGAAAAUCAAUCACAACAAUGUUGUAUCCGGAUAUGUAUGAGAGCUUGGACUGUAUUACUUUAAAACAGAUUAAGUGACUGAUGAAUAUUUUUGAUUGAAUUAUUCUUUGUUUGUAGCCUAAACUGUCAUUUUUGAAUGUAAGACAGUAUUUUAACUUGAUUUGGUAAAAAAUAAAGGACAAUAAGUGAAAAAAGAA
This is a messenger RNA of Oryzias latipes (Japanese medaka), 931 nucleotides long. Its product is annotated as transmembrane protein 230. Gene Ontology annotation, biological process: synaptic vesicle transport. Gene Ontology annotation, cellular component: synaptic vesicle; endomembrane system. The record is from RefSeq and is a predicted model, not a curated record. NCBI's taxonomy places the organism in Eukaryota, Metazoa, Chordata, Actinopteri, Beloniformes, Adrianichthyidae.